AUGCUCCAACUUCACAAUAAACAUCUUUCGAAAACUGUCGAUGAACUUCUCGCAAACCAGUUUGGAAUAACAAAAUUUAUGGGUGAAGACUCGGACAUCAUCUUUUACACCGGCUUCCCAAAUUAUCAAACACUACUGGCUUGCUACAAUUUCUUAAAUCCAGCGGAAAAUGGUGAGAACAUUGUUUACAUCACUAGUGCGAACGACGAGUUAGAGUUUCCGGCGUUUCCAACCAAUGAGAUUAACCGGGGAAACAAACCCGGCAGACGUCGGAAACUAAGUACUCUGGACGAGUUUUUUUAUCGUCCUUAUCAGAAUGAGGCUUGGAUUAUUUGAACUUGAUUUGGCCCAUAGGUUCAGGGUGCAUGUAUCUACAAUUAACAGAAUUUGCAUAUCCUGGAUCAAUUUUCUGUACUUAAAAUUCGGUCACCUCAACAUUUGGCCAGACAGAGAGACAAUAGAUAAAGCAAAGCCCCAGUCUUUCAAGGAUAAGUACCCCAAAACAAGGGUUAUUAUUGAUGGGACAGAAAUCAAAUGUCAAACCCCUUCCUCUUUGGUUCUGCAUAGUGAAACUUUCUCUACGUACAAGAGUCAUACGACAUUUAAAGGUUUGAUUGGCAUUGCACCGAGUGGCCAUAUAACAUUCAUUUCGCAACUUUAUGCUGGGAGCAUUUCAGAUAGAGAGUUAACUGCCAGGUCGGGGCUACUCAGCUUACCUUUUUCCCGUGGUGAUGUAGUAAUGGCUGACAAAGGCUUCACUAUUUCAGAUCUUCUGGAGCCCAUUGGUGUUGGCUUGAAUAUCCCCCCAUUUCUUGGUUUAAGAAGUCAACAGACCCCUUCAGAAGUUAUUGCGACUCAGGAAAUUGCGUCCGAGCGUAUUCACGUGGAAAGAGCGAUAAACAAAGUAAAGAAUUUCCAAAUUUUUAAUCAAGUCAUUCCACUGUCCUUAGCUGGUAGUCUAAAUCAAAUGUGGACUGUUUGUGCUGUGCUGACAAACAUGCAAAAUCCAAUUAUUUCAUAGCAUGUAUUGUAAAGAGGUGUACAAGUACAGGUACACUAAUGAAAACUCAAGUUGAGUUAUUGUCUAGGGGAGAACGUACACAGGAAUACUUGCUAUUAAACGGUUUAAGUUUAGUAUACAAAAUAUUGUUUGCAAAUAUUUCGCUGCAUUUAAAUAGUUCAGAUCAUGCUUCUUGUCAAAAAUUAAGUGGACCUAUUAUUUAGGACGUGCUUAUACUGCCUGUAGCUGUUGUAGUAGCAGUUAAAACGGUGCACGCUGUUGUUACAGCACAUGCUCCAGCUGGCACUGCUUGUGCCUUGAAAUAUGCAGCAUAGUGCUUAAAGAAAAAUUGUUCCAAUUUCAACAGCAUAGAAGCAAAAAAUUCAGGAUCAAAAUAAAUACGUUCAAUGACCAUCCCCUUGAAUGUAUAAGUGACAAAGUCACACCACUUAGCCCAUGUAAUUCCCAUUUGCCUCUGAACCUGAUAAUAAUAUUUGUGCGUCGUCUUAAGCGAUGGAAAGUCAUCCUUUUUUUCAAGAUGAAAUUGACUGUCACCGGCACAUGCUGUCUCAGGAGUGACAUUCCUGUGUUUGUACGGACAUUUAAUUUCAACGAUCCCGUAUGGGCGAUUCUCUGUUACGUCAAUAACCUUCCCAUCAGGUGAGCAACCGAGGAAGGGGAAGGCAGGGUUUACAACAAAGCCUGAUGGAAAGGUCUUUACGGGAUGUCCACUGUUUACAAGGUAGUUCUCAUACUGUUUCAGGGCCCUGCUUUCAUUUUCAAUGCCAUGCUUUAGGGGAGCUGGUACAUUUCUUGAGUCGACAGGCGCAUUUUGAUCGCUAA
This is a messenger RNA of Porites lobata, 1843 nucleotides long. NCBI's taxonomy places the organism in Eukaryota, Metazoa, Cnidaria, Anthozoa, Scleractinia, Poritidae. The record is from the annotation of a GenBank genome assembly.